Messenger RNA from Achroia grisella, 1580 nucleotides. RefSeq lists its product as uncharacterized. The transcript is spliced from 8 exons. NCBI's taxonomy places the organism in Eukaryota, Metazoa, Arthropoda, Insecta, Lepidoptera, Pyralidae. The coding region runs from base 262 to 1371 and encodes 369 amino acids. The record is from RefSeq and is a predicted model, not a curated record.
AGCAAAAAGCGGACGCUACAGGUGCCGGCAGUGAUCGCAUACCUACCACAUGAUAAAUGGCACCGUGUUUUUCUAACCGCAUCGUCGCCUCCAACCCGUUCAGUGAUUGUUCUGUGGCGAUGUGAUAAUAAAAUAGAUCGUGAAUAUUAAAUUGAAUAUAAAUAAAAUGUCUAAAUAUAAUAUAUUGUGAUAACAAGUGCUAAUAACUAAGCGAAAGUGAGUGUAAAGAAGUAAUGGUGCAAUAAAACGCGUCUGUGGGCGAUGCCGAAGUACCGGAUAUUGUCAUGGCGUUAUUGGAUUCUAUUCCUUUUCACUGCUAUAAAACAAGGAAACGGCCAGGCCACCGACGUGGAUGUACGACUGACGGCGCCUAGUUGGGUAGCACGUGGGGGCUCGGCGACCCUACGAUGUCUACACCAAGUUCCACCGCAGCUGCUGUACAAGGUCGAGUUCCUGCGAUCUGGGGCCAAACUGCUACAGUAUGUGCGUGAGAGGGUGCCACCAUUCACCAAUUAUACAUUCACUGGGGGAAAACUUAAUAUGUCUUUGGUAACCGAGAACUCGAUAACUAUAGAUAACUUGGACCCUUCUGCUUCUGGGCUGUACUGGUGCGAGGUGUCCUUGGAGACACCCAUCUUCACAGCCGCCUCUCCCCCUCACCAGCUGACUGUCGUUUACUCACAGAAGCAUCCGCCGAUCAUAACUUUUGGCAAGCCAAACGUGGUGGUGGGGGGUUUGCUGCGUGCCAACUGCACCAGCGCACCAGCGGCUCCAGCACCUCGUCUCACCUGGUACAUCGAUAAUGAGAAGGUAAAUGAAGAAUCGGUAAGAUAUUUUUCAUAUCGAGUGUCAAGCUCGACUCGGACCAAAGGAGGUGGCGGAUACCGGCAUCGCAAGCACCAACACCGCUACAUAGCUCCGGAGUUCAACUACACCGCCAAAUACUGGGCACUGGUGAGCGAGACCACUACGCCACCUACCACGAAUACUAGCAAACACAAUAAGUGCACUUUCAAAGAAGCUCAAAGUGAGGAGAUGUCUAAGAUGCAGGAGAGGCCACGUGCUUCAUCGAUGGCUCCUAUAUCCCUUUGGGUGUCGAUAGCUGAACUACGUGCUCCGGCGCAUGGGAAACUUCAGUUAACGUGUACGGCCACCAUACCCGACGAGGUGGGUCCUGGCGAGAGAUUCGCAGAUAUCAAGAAACAGACAGUCACAGUGGCCGUGAACGAGCUCAGUAUGAAGAAGCCGCAUUCUGAAACAAGCCAUGCAAACGGAACUUCUACCUGUCUGCAAAAUUACCACCCACUUUGGAUUCUGAGCUGCGGGUUUCUGUUUCGAGGGAUCUCGCUUCAAUUAAAUCGGAUAGAUUGAAAACUGCAAUCUUUGCCUUCAGACACCGAACGGUAUUAUAGCGCUUUGAGAAAAUAGUAAAUUGUACAAGUUUAGAAACCAUGUACUUCGUACUACCUACAAUAUAAUUACACAUUUUAACAAAAUAUUUAGGCUUUUCGUCUCACUUUCAAGGUAAAAGGUUGUCCCGUUUAAAAUUUUGUUUGCUAGAAAAUGUAUGCCUUAUAUUU